Messenger RNA from Parnassius mnemosyne (clouded apollo), 4951 nucleotides. Lineage: Eukaryota; Metazoa; Arthropoda; Insecta; Lepidoptera; Papilionidae. The record is from the annotation of a GenBank genome assembly.
AGUCCGUGGAAGAUGCUAAACGCGUGUAUAUGCUUUUCUUGAGCAACCAACAAAUUUUAAUUUUAAAAUUUCUUUCCAAUAUGGUAAAUUACUGUGAUAAAUCUAAGUAAAAUAAAAAAAUCGUGUUGAUAAAACCAAUAAAUUGUUAAUUGUGACGUUAUAGAAAUGAAGAAUUUUCAGUCCUUUCUUCCUGAAGGAAGCAAAUUUAAUCAAAUACUAUGCGCAGUUUUAAUCAACUUACCAGUAUUUGUAUAUGGUGCCAGCAUUGGCUGGAUGUCGCCUAUGACUCUGCUUUUGCAAUCCAAAGACUCACCUAAGGGAGUUCCCCUGACAGAUACAGAGGUAUCAUGGAUGGCUGCUGUACCCUAUUUGGUAUGCGUACCAGGGGAUAUUUUUAUGGCUUACAUGGGAGAUAAAUUCGGCAGGAAAUUAACACUCAUUUUCAUAUCAGCUAUGGGUGCCGGUAAUUGGAUUUUACUACUCCUAUCGCUGGAAACUUGGGCACUGGUGUUGGCUAGAGCUCUGGUUGGCGUGACAAUGGCUGGAAGCUAUGUCACUUGCCCUACAUUUACUAAAGAAAUCAGCGAAGAUAAUAUGCGAGGUGCUUUGGGCUGUUUAAUAAUUCUAUUUCACACAACAGGAAAUUUAUUUUUAUACAUAAUUGGCGAUAUAUUGAGCUAUCGAACGAUCUUGUGGGUGUGUCUUGCAUUACCAGCAUUCCAUAUUGUAAUUUUUAUGGCAAUGCCAGAAUCGCCUUCUUACUUGGUGAAGCGAAAAAAUGAAGAGGAAGCAGCCAGAGUACUUGCUUGGCUUCGUUGUAGAAGAAUAAAUGAUGUCAAGGUACAACAGGAGUUGGACAAUAUUAAGAAGGAGCAAAAAAAUGACGAAGAGAGCAGCAAAUUCUUACUAAAGGCGAUCUUCAAAGAUAAAAUAUUGUUUAGAGCCUUUCGCAUUGCGAUGAUAGCAAUACUCGCUAGAGAAGUUUGCGGCGCAAUACCAGUAUUAAAUUUUGCUGGAGAAAUCUUUACAUAUGCAUCAGAAGGCAAUGCGCUUGUCCUCACACCAAAUCAACAGGCAAUGCUUCUUGGAGCUGUACAAGUUUUAGGUUCAAUGCUCGCGUCAAUUGUUGUUGAUAGAAUUGGAAGAAAGGUAAAAUUAUUCAACUAAUAUUUAAUUAUUGGAUAUUCUUACAACUUCAAUACACGGUUACCUUGUUUUCAAUCAAAAUCAAUCCAUUCAUUACAGCUUACAAAAGUCCACUGCUGAAUAAAGGCUUCCUCCAAAAUUUCCUCUUAGGACAUACUUUGCCAUAGUUGCCACUCUCGGCAGGCGGGUGACGAACAGCAUUUUAUUUAUACUUUUGAAUUGUUAUCAGGAAGAUGCUGCUGCCCAUCACAUGAUGCGGUUUCUCUCUGUCGCCUUUUACAACACCCUCAGGACGAUAUGGGAUAGUGGAUAUUCUGACACUGCCACUACACAAUUCACCAUCAUCAUUACAGCUCUUCACAAGUCCACUGCUGAACAUAGGCCUCCCUCAAGGAAUGCCAAAAAACAUGGUCCUGAGCCACCUGUAUCCAUCGACUUGCUGCAUGGCUUACCAGGUCGUCACUCCAUCGAGUGGGGGAUCGCCCAACACUUCGUCCGCCGGUACGAGCCUGCCACUCGAGAAUCCUUUUUCCCCAUCGGUUUUCGGUACUUCGAGCUAUAUUGCCAGCCCAUUGCCACUUCAGCUUACUAAUCCUUUGGGUUAUGUCGGUAACUCUGGUUCUACUGCGGAUAUCCUCAUUUCUAAGAUAAAAACGCAGAGAAAUGCCGAGCAUAGCUCUAUCCAUAGCUCGCUGAGCGACAUUGAGCUUCCUCUACUCCCUACGACUAGCAGCGAGGACCACAUUUCAGUCCCAUAGGUCAUCACUAGCCUUACGCACUGGUUGUACAGUCUAGUUUUUAAGUUUUAAAGUAGACCUGACGAGAAGAUAUGCCUUAAUUUCCCGAACGCUGCACAGCCGAGUUGAAUUCGACGAUUGACCUCUCGGUCCAAGUUGGACUUACCUGAUCGGACUAUUUGUCCUAGGUUAAUAUACUCAUCAACAACUUCGAGGUUAGUAUCCCCAACAACUACCGGCAUAGGUGUGACAUGGACGUUAUACAUGACUUUUGUUUUGUCCAUGUUCAUCUUCAGACCUAUUCCUUAGGAGGCGCUAUUGAGGUCAUUGAGCAUAGUGUUUAGGUCCUCCAGCGAUUCUGCCGUAAGGUCUAUAUCGUCGGCAAAUCGAAGGUAAGUGAUGUACUCUGCAGUAGCUUGAGAACGUCUUCCAAUGCAGCGGUGAAGAGUUUCAGGGGUAUAACGUCACCCUGUCUUACACAUUUCUGCAGUUGGAUAGGUUUCGUACUCUGGUUCUGUACUCGGAUAGCCAUUGUAGCCCUACUGUAUAAACACUUCAGCACUUCUAUAUACGGACAGUCAACUUAGCACCGCUGAAGGGACUGCAGCACCGUCCAAAUUUCGACGGAAUCGACAUACGCCAGGCAUAGUGGCAAAUUGUACUCCUCGGACUUCUGUACAAUUUGUAGAAGGGUAUAUAUGUGGUCUAUGGUGUUAAAGCCUUUUCGGAAACCAGCUUGUUCGGGAGGCUGAAGACGUCAAGUCUGCGUGCGAGACGAUUCGUAAUGACUCUCGAAAAUAUCACGUAGACGCGGCUCAGAAGGGAAAUCGGUCUGUAGUUCUACAAGAGAGCAUUGUUGCCUUUCUUGAAGAACAAGACCACCGCACUUCUGCUCCACGCCUCCGGUGUAGUUCUACCAUGGAAAACGGAAUUAAAGAGCUUCUGAAGGACUUUAAGUACCGGUUUUCCACCCGCUUUCAGAAGGUCCGCUAUAAUUGCAUCCUUAGCCUUGCCAUUUUUAAGGUGCUGAAGAGCCAUUCUAAUCUCGUUCAGACUGACGUCCGGAAUAUCAUCGGAAUAGUGUCGGAUAAGACUUGCUUUUUGAUCAUUACUCACACUUGCAACGAUGACGUGUACAGCUGCCCGUAGAACCACUCAAUCUCACUUAAAAUCUCAGGUGUCCCGGAAACGACGCUGCCUCACUCGGUCUUCAGCUUUGACAGUUGGCUCUUUCUGACAGACAGACCUCUGACAAAGACUUUGGAGCCUUGAUUCCGCUCGAUCGCUUCUUCAAUACGUGCUAUAUUGAAGUUUUGUAAGUCCCUCGCAUUUGGAAAUCCAUCUGUUCAGUUGCCUGUACACUGUCAAAUCAACUGAAGACUUCAUUUCCCGUCUAACAGUCAUGAGAUUAAGAGUGUGAUUGGAGAGUUUUUAUGUUCUUCUGCGACGCAUCUUGCAUAACUUAGCUCCAACUGCAUGGACAGUUUCCACGAAUUUGUCAUUCAUAGGUCAUACUCAUCAGGUUCAUUGCGCCUUUAAACAUUCGGUGAUUGCUACCAGUUUUCAUCCUCGCGAUCACUAAGACAUUACCGAACAGUUGUCGUCUGGUCGUCAUAACGAAGUCAAUCUCAUUUUUUGUCGAACCGCCGGUGCUCGACCAGUUCUACUUCCUGUGGGGCCGCUUCUGGAAAAAAAAGUUCAUCAUAAAGAGUCCAUCCUUUUCUCCAUGAAAUCGGCCAGCUGCUGACCCCUGGAAUUCCGAUGCGCUAUUCCAAAUGGCCCUAUCUUCAUCUCAUUGUUCUCUUUUGUGCAUAGUUUUACGUUGAAUUCUCCCAUUAACUCCGUAUAGUGGGUUUUGGAGGAGUGCAUGGCUCUAGAUAUAACCUCAUACAUUUCCUCCACAUCCUCAUCGAAAUGUACAGAGCUUAGUGCGUAAACCUGUAUGACCUUCAGCGAAUUCCGUUUGGUGAUUCUAAUUAGAAAUUACGCAACCCUUGUCGACACACUCUCAAUCUUUGUUAUGCUGCACAAUGACAUUGUAUUAUUAAUUCGAUUUUUUGUGCUGUGCUUUAUAGGACGGGGUAUGGGAUUUACAAAUUUUAAUAACGACAAUAAACAUCUUAUAUAAAGUGGAAACUGAACAAGAACUCUUAGGAUUAACUUAAAGACGCUUGUCUAUGUUAGCAUUGCUGCACGUAUCAUCAUCUUCUACUAUUUCUUUUUCAUCAUCCCGUAGAGGUUCAAAACUAGACAUGAGGUAGGCAUAUUAAGUUGCAGGGAGCGUUUGCUUUAAUGGCUGACUGUGGGAUUGGCUAUUAACAUUGAAUUUUCUUACGCCGCCACCACACGGCAAGCUUAAUAUAGAAGGUUGUUAACAAAAAUAUUAUUUAAUUGAGUUUUAGCUCGUUUUGUGAUAUACGAGUAUGUUUUUUUUUUAUUAGAACUGUAAUUAAUAUAUUUUCAGUUACUACUGGCAACCACUUCAUUAGUCUCAGGAUUAAGUAUGUGCGCCCUAGCAUCAUGGUUUGUUGCAAGAUUGUAUGGAGCUUACACACCCAGUUGGCUUCCUAUUGUAACGCUUUGCCUGUGCAUCUUCUGUGAUUCAGCGGGACUUCAACCAGUGUCUGUCGUACUUACGGGAGAAAUAUUUUCAUUCAAGUUCCGUGGAUCAGUGCUCGCUGUUUCUAUGGCUACAGCAUCGUUUGCGGACUUCCUGCAGAUGUUAUUCUUCAAGCCCCUGGCCAAAUCAAUUGGAAUUUACGUGGCCUUCUAUUUCUUCGGAGGAGUUUGUUUAAUCACAGUGUUGUACGUGAUUUUUGCGGUCCCAGAAACGAAAUCAAGGACAUUAGAGGAAAUUUACGAAGACUUAAAAACAAAAAAGGAAAAGUCAAAUGCAGUUUUAAAAAAUAGUAAGGAUGUAACAGGCGACAUUAAUAACUAAAGAUAACUACAGAAAAACUGAUAUAAAAUAUAAUGUUUGAUAAAAUUGUGCACACCGACAAUACGUUUAGGUCUUGCCUUAUUCUAUAAAGUAAAUGAAAAUAAGUAUUAAAGUACUCUUAUUGUUU